Messenger RNA from Lemur catta (Ring-tailed lemur), 2313 nucleotides. It is a transcript of the gene UNC93B1, whose product is annotated as unc-93 homolog B1, TLR signaling regulator. Gene Ontology annotation, molecular function: Toll-like receptor binding. Gene Ontology annotation, biological process: toll-like receptor 7 signaling pathway; toll-like receptor signaling pathway; toll-like receptor 3 signaling pathway. Gene Ontology annotation, cellular component: lysosome; endosome. The record is from RefSeq and is a predicted model, not a curated record. Bases 86 to 1960 code for a protein of 624 amino acids. NCBI's taxonomy places the organism in Eukaryota, Metazoa, Chordata, Mammalia, Primates, Lemuridae. The transcript has 10 exons.
GGGCGGGCCGGGCCGAGGGAGGAAGUGUGGGGCCGUCGCAGGGGCUCCCGGGGCCGCCGCCGCGAGUCCUCCGUGGGGUCGGGCCAUGGAGCCGCCGCUCUACCCGGUGGCGGGGGCCGCAGGGCCGCAGGGCGACGAGGACCGGCCGGGGGUCCCCGACGGACCCGAGGCCCCGCUGGACGAGCUGGUGGGCGCCUACCCCAACUACAACGAGGAGGAGGAGGAGCGCCGCUACUACCGCCGCAAGCGCCUCGGCGUGCUCAAGAACGUGCUGGCGGCCAGCGCGGGCGGCACGCUCACCUACGGCGUCUACCUGGGCCUCCUGCAGAUGCAGCUGAUCCUGCACUACGAUGAGACCUACCGCGAGGUGAAGUACGGAGACAUGGGGCUGCCCGACAUCGACAGCAAGAUGCUGAUGGGCAUCAACGUGACGCCCAUUGCGGCCCUGCUCUACACCCCUGUGCUCAUCAGGUUUUUUGGCACCAAGUGGAUGAUGUUCCUGGCCGUGGGCAUCUAUGCCCUCUUUGUCUCCACCAACUACUGGGAGCGCUACUACACGCUUGUGCCCUCAGCAGUGGCCCUGGGCAUGGCCAUUGUGCCUCUUUGGGCCUCCAUGGGCAACUACAUCACCAGGAUGGCGCAGAAGUACUACGAGUACUCCCACUACAAGGAGCAGGAGGAGCAGGGGCCUCAGCAGCGUCCACCACGGGGCUCCCAUGCGCCCUAUCUCCUGGUCUUCCAAGCCAUCUUCUAUAGCUUCUUCCAUCUAAGCUUCGCCUGCGCCCAGCUGCCCAUGAUUUAUUUCCUGAACCACUACCUGUACGACCUGAACCACACAUUGUACAACGUGCAGAGCUGCGGCACUAACAGCCAUGGCAUCCUCACCGGCUUCAACAAGACGGUUCUGCGGACACUGCCGCGGAGCCGAAACCUCAUCGUGGUGGAGAGUGUGCUCAUGGCGGUGGCCUUUCUGGCCAUGCUGCUGGUGCUGGGCUUGUGCGGUGCCGCUUACCGGCCCACGGAGGAGAUCGACCUGCGCAGCGUGGGCUGGGGCAACAUCUUCCAGCUGCCCUUCAAGCAUGUGCGUGACUUCCGCCUGCGCCACCUCGUGCCCUUCUUUAUUUACAGCGGCUUUGAGGUGCUUUUUGCCUGCACUGGCAUCGCCCUGGGCUAUGGCGUGUGCUCCGUGGGGCUGGAACGGCUGGCCUAUCUCCUCGUGGCUUACAGCCUGGGUGCCUCAGCUGCCUCAGUCCUGGGCCUUCUGGGGCUGUGGCUGCCACGGCCUGUGCCCCUGGUGGCUGGGGCGGGGCUGCACCUGCUGCUCACCCUCAGCCUCUUUUUCUGGGCCCCUGUGCCUCGGGUCCUGCAACACAGCUGGAUCCUAUACAUGGCAGCCGCCCUCUGGGGUGUGGGCAGUGCCCUCAACAAGACUGGACUCAGCACACUUUUGGGAAUCCUGUAUGAGGACAAGGAGAGGCAGGACUUCAUCUUCACCAUCUACCACUGGUGGCAGGCCGUGGCCAUCUUCAUCGUGUACCUGGGCUCCAGCCUGCCCAUGAAGGUGAGGCUGGAUGGGGCUGGGGGGGUCCCAGGCCCCGCCCCCAGGAAGCAGAUACUUUCUGAGGACCCGCCCUGGCUUCACAGCCUCCUUAAGAGUACCCCGUCCCAAAGGCCAGGCCCUUGGCCAAGGAUCUAUUCCCCCAGUCCACUGGGUGGCCCCCAACCCAGCACCCCACUUACUGCCUCACUUCCUGCCAGCCUCGUUUACCCAUCUCUGAAGGGGUUCACAGUUUGCCCUUUCUCUGUGGGUGCAUCCCACCUGCCCUGGUCACCAGCUGUUGGGCUGGCACUGGAUGCCCAGGGUCUGUGUCGCUCCAUGGCCUGCAGGGGAGUGGGCUCCUUGUGCUCUGCUCCCCAACAGUGGUGGGUCAGUUUGGCAGGUCCCGACCAGCAUUUUUAAAAAAUGAAAUAUUAUAGAAAAUAGGGCAUAUGCAUGAAAGUAUGCAUGUACUGAGUUAUGAUGUACAAUUUCUGACUGUGGGUUACAGUCAAAAAUGUCUAAAAAGCAUUGCUAUGGUCCACUGGCGUUUAAGGGACACAGAGUCAUCUAACGGCUGCACAGGAGGGCCAGGCCCGGACCGCACUUUAUCAACAUCUGCACAUCUUCCCUGUGAAGCAAGGGGAUUAUCACUGUCCCCUCUUACAGAGAGUGAAACUGAGGUCCCUGGGGUGACUGCCAGGGACAGUGCUGGGAUUUGAGCCUUGCCUGCAGGAGGGUCCCAUGAGGCGUGGGUGGAGGGAGUGGGGGAGUCG